Molecule: messenger RNA, 3455 nt
Organism: Homo sapiens (human)
Lineage: Eukaryota; Metazoa; Chordata; Mammalia; Primates; Hominidae
Gene: OR6N2
Product: olfactory receptor family 6 subfamily N member 2
Exons: 2
Coding region: 42-995 (317 amino acids)
Biological process (GO): G protein-coupled receptor signaling pathway
Cellular component (GO): membrane; plasma membrane
Molecular function (GO): G protein-coupled receptor activity; olfactory receptor activity
Source: RefSeq, marked validated
GAUCAAAGCAGACACUGAAUAGUGUUCAGUGGUUGCCUCCCAUGGAUCAAUACAACCAUUCAAGCCUGGCUGAAUUUGUGUUCCUUGGCUUUGCCAGUGUGGGCUAUGUCAGGGGCUGGCUUUUUGUCCUGCUGCUAUUGGCAUACCUGUUCACCAUCUGUGGUAACAUGCUCAUCUUCUCAGUCAUCCGACUGGAUGCAGCUCUGCACACACCUAUGUACCACUUUGUCAGUGUUCUUUCCUUCUUGGAGUUGUGGUAUACAGCUACCACUAUCCCUAAGAUGUUGUCUAAUAUUCUCAGUGAGAAGAAAACCAUUUCUUUUGCAGGAUGCCUCCUUCAGACCUACUUCUUCCACUCCUUGGGAGCGUCUGAAUGCUACCUUCUUACAGCCAUGGCCUAUGAUAGAUACCUGGCCAUUUGUCGGCCCCUCCACUACCCUAUAAUUAUGACCACCACACUCUGUGCCAAGAUGGCUGCUGCUUGUUGGACUUGUGGCUUCCUGUGUCCCAUUUCUGAGGUCAUCCUUGCCUCCCAGCUCCCAUUUUGUGCUUACAAUGAAAUCCAACACAUUUUCUGUGACUUUCCACCUUUGCUGAGCUUGGCCUGCAAGGACACAUCUGCUAACAUUCUGGUGGACUUUGCCAUUAAUGCUUUCAUAAUUCUUAUCACUUUCUUCUUUAUCAUGAUUUCUUAUGCAAGGAUCAUUGGGGCUGUGCUGAAGAUAAAAACAGCAUCAGGAAGAAAGAAGGCCUUUUCUACCUGUGCCUCACAUCUUGCUGUGGUCCUCAUCUUCUUUGGGAGCAUCAUCUUCAUGUAUGUGCGGCUAAAGAAGAGCUAUUCCCUGACCCUUGACCGAACACUUGCUAUAGUUUACUCCGUACUAACACCAAUGGUCAAUCCAAUUAUCUACAGUCUUCGUAACAAGGAAAUCAUUAAAGCUAUCAAGAGGACCAUCUUCCAGAAGGGAGAUAAAGCUAGUCUUGCUCAUCUUUGACUUUCUUCCCAUGUCCUUUCUCACCUCAAUGUUCAAUUCAUAAAAGUUCCUUGAGUAAUCUUCCCAUCAUCACACAUGCUCUGAAUUUCAUUUCCUUUCACCUCUUCAAAGACUUCAUUUCUUUAUGAUUUUCUCAUUUUCUACAUCUUUAUUUCUAUUUUUUACUCGAUCACUUAUGUCAGCAUUUAAGAAUAUUUUAGUAUCUACAUACUUCUUUUUUUAAAAAAAAGCAUGUAUAUUUCCUAGGUCCACACAUUUCCAUCCAGCUAGAGAUCGAUUUCUCUGUUCCUUUUUCCAAUCAAACUUCUCAACACACCAUAUUUCCUCUUCUUUACUUCAUAUCCACUUCUCAACCCAUUCCAAUCUUAUUUUGGCUCAGACCUUCCAACUAAUAUUUUGUGAAGGCCAUUAUUGACCUCAAUGCUGCCAAAUCCAUGAGAAACUUCUUUUCCUUCCUCUCUCCUGAACUCUUGACACACAUGACCAGUUUUUAUGCCUCAAUUCUCCUAACUUUUUACUCCUUAACUCUCCCUAACUCUCAUGACAUCAUUACCUCCCAAUUUUCUUAUCUUUCUUGUGAGUCUUUCCCAGUCUUCGUUGUCCUGCCGUGCUAUCUCCCUAGAUACUCGGAGUUAUUCUUAUGGAUUUAAAUAUGAUCUCUAUCACAAGGCCUCUUAAAUUUUUAUCUCCAAACCACAAUUUUUCUCUGAGAUUUAGAUUUAUAUAUUCAACUUCCUACUUAUCAACACUGCCUGGAUUGGACUUGUCAAUAAUUUAAAACUUAACAUGUCAAAAUUGAUUUCUUAAAAUUUCUAACCAUGAAAGCUUGAUGCUUUUGUUUCCUUGUGUUUCUUCUAGAAAAUUUUAAAUAUUCUAUUUUGCUUCCUUUUCUUACAACCAUAAUUCCAAUCAAUUAUUAAUGUAUGCCAACAAUCUUUUCACAAAAUAUAUUCUUAAAUCAAUUUAUUUCUUAUACUCUUUAGUGUUUCUACCCUGGUGUAAAUUACCAACAUCUCUCAAUUGGAUUAAUGUAAUAAUAUUCUACCCAUGCUCCUUUCUCCUACUCUCAUUCUAUUCUAAUAUAUUUUCCACAUAAAAUAUAAAGUAAUGUAUUUGAAAUCUGAAUUGUAUAUACCAUUUUAUAAAAACAUGAGAAAUUCUCAAUUGCCCUUAAGAUAAAAUUCAAAGCCUCACCAUACUUUAUAAGGCUAUAAACGGAAUUCUUCCCUGCCUUCCUCUUCAACAUAGAUUCAUACCUCUACUCCCUCAGCUCCCUCUUUCCUAGCUACAUGAUUACUCUUUCAGGUCUUCAAAUACAUUAUGGAUUUUUCUGGCUUCAGGAUCUUCACUCCGUUUUUUCCCCAACAUUUCAUUUGGUUCACUCCUCCUAAUUGUGUGAUUUUCUGUUCAAAUAUCAAUUUCCAGUGAUGCUAGCUUUGAGAGGACUUCUGAACACUCAGUCUAAUUUAUGUCACUCAUUUUUAUCUCUGAAGUAUGUUUUGCUUCUCUUCAAAAUAUGUAUGGCAAUUUAUGUGUUUGUGGACAUUUAUGUAUAUAUACAUAGAUAUAGUUUGUCAUUCUUUCCUACAAGUAUCUAUAAACUAGAUUUGGUCUCAAAUUAUUUCAGAUUUUUUAUUUGUUGUGUGUCCAGAAACUAACACAGCACCUAAAUAGGAUGAGUAUUCAAUGCAAUCGUAAUGAAUGAAACAUGUGAUGAAUUUUACCCACACCUGGUCAAUAAUAUAUUUGGCCUUUAACAAUGACAUAAUGAUUCUAAUCAUUACUGAAACCCACUGUUCUAUAGAAUGCAUCGGUCUUCCCUAUUUGUACUCACCAGUUUUCUGCACAUCCCACCUCAACUUGUCUCACAUCUGCCUUUUGAAUUUCCUUGGAUAAUACUGGUAACUAGUCCUUGCUUAGCUACUGUGCAUCAUACUAGGUUAAUUUUCUGGAUCUGUAUUUUUUUUUUUCACUCACAAACUUUGGUGGGCAUGUAAGCUAUCCCUAGAUAAUAUUCAUUUUUAACAUGAUAUGGUUAUGCGUAAACAUAAAUUUUCAUGUCAUUUGGGAAAAUGCAUAAGUAUAGGAUUGCUAGGUCACACGAUAAAUGUAUGUUUAUAAUUAGCUGUCUAACUGUUUUCCAAAGACUAGUGCUUUUUGGGUCCCUCCGCUGUGGUACAAUGUGGGGCAUGUGUAGUGAGAGUUCAUUCAGCCUGGGCAGCUUUCCUGAGCUGUGGGAAUGGGCUUGUGAUGAACCCCAGGCUUCUGUUUCUCAUUGCUGCAUGUCUAUGAGUAACAAAUCUGCUUUUCUUGAUUUGUUGUGUGUUUUAUCUCAGCAGGUUCAUGAACUAGGUAGAGAACCUUUGCAUAUAUAUGUAUGUCCUUUUCUCCAAAUCCUCCCUGCUGUCAUCCGCACUAUUUUAUCAUAUAUUUUUGUAAAAUAAACACACAGUACAUUGC